This is a messenger RNA of Eublepharis macularius, 4314 nucleotides long. It is a transcript of the gene PARD6B, whose product is annotated as par-6 family cell polarity regulator beta. Gene Ontology annotation, biological process: centrosome cycle; regulation of cellular localization; establishment or maintenance of cell polarity. Gene Ontology annotation, cellular component: cell cortex; apical plasma membrane; nucleus. The record is from RefSeq and is a predicted model, not a curated record. Bases 120 to 1241 code for a protein of 373 amino acids. The transcript is spliced from 3 exons. Lineage: Eukaryota; Metazoa; Chordata; Lepidosauria; Squamata; Eublepharidae. Gene Ontology annotation, molecular function: protein kinase C binding.
CCGGGCUGGCGGCGGCGGCUCCUCAGACUGAGGCGGCAGGUGACGGCUGAGGGGCGGCCGCGGUCCGCUCUUCUCCUUGGGCAUCGCAUCGCCGAGCGAGCGGAGGGCUCGCCCGCGGCAUGAACCGGGUCCAGCGAGGCGGUGGCGGAGGAAGCCGCGGCCUCGGCACCAUGGAAGUGAAAAGCAAGUUUGGUGCAGAAUUCCGUCGCUUUUCUCUGGAAAGGUCCAAGCCUGGUAAAUUUGAGGAGUUCUAUGGAUUACUGCAGCAUGUGCACAAGAUACCCAAUAUUGAUGUUUUAGUUGGCUAUAUAGACAUUCAUGGAGACCUCUUGCCUAUCAACAAUGAUGACAAUUAUCACAAAGCAGUUUCUACAGCUAAUCCUUUGCUACGGAUUUUCAUUCAACGAAAAGAAGAUGCAGACUACAAUGCCUUUGGAACAGACACUGUGACAAGGAAGAAAAAUGUCUUAUCAAAUGUAUUGCGUCCAGAUAAUCAUAGGAAAAAACCACACAUUGUAAUCAGCAUGCCACAAGAUUUCAGGCCAGUAUCUUCCAUUAUAGAUGUGGACAUUCUUCCAGAAACACAUCGCAGAGUUCGCCUUUACAAAUAUGGAACUGAAAAACCUCUAGGAUUUUAUAUACGGGAUGGUUCUAGUGUCCGAGUGACUCCUCACGGGCUAGAGAAAGUACCUGGGAUUUUCAUAUCCAGGCUUGUUCCUGGAGGCCUGGCUCAAAGUACAGGCCUACUGGCAGUCAACGAUGAGGUUCUAGAGGUGAAUGGUAUAGAAGUUUCAGGAAAGAGCCUUGAUCAGGUUACAGAUAUGAUGAUUGCAAACAGUCGUAAUCUGAUCAUUACUGUAAGGCCAGCAAAUCAGAGAAACAACGUUGUUAGGAACAGCCGGACUUCUGGCAGCUCAGGACAGUCUACGGAUACCAGCCUUCCAAGUUACACUCCUUAUACAGUGCCGGUUUACCAGCCAGAAGAGGAAGACAGUGAUGAAGAUGAUAUCAUUAUUGAAGACAAUGGUGAGCCACAGCAAAUUCCAAAAGCCGCUCCUUCCAGUGAGAGUCUGGAUUCACUGAUGCAUACUGAAACCCAUCAUGAAUCGAUGCAAAAUGGCUUUAUUCCUUCUAGAGAAGCAAACUUAUAUUGUUCAGCAGGCAGCAUUAACAUAGAAUAUGAAAUACAGGACUCAGACCAAAAGUCCUUAGAAGAAGAUGGGACUAUCAUAACAUUGUGAAAUUGUAUUGAUUUAUUUUUGGUUGAUAUGAAGAGGCCAUAACCAUUUUGUACUUGGCUGUACACCUCUGCGGUACAUGCCUCUCAGUUACUAUACCCCAGUGGCUGUUUUGCCUGCAGAACGGAGUUGAGAUAUACAUGUUGUUUUUCAGCAUCUCUUUCCUUUCGGUAUCUUUUUGUGUGAUUCAUACUUUUGGAACAUGGGCUGAUUCUUACAUUAUGACUUCAAGGUAGAAUUGUAUUCCUAUGGCUAAAAAUUAUGCAGAUACAUUAUAUUGUACAAAUUUCAAUGCUCUUACCAACUUUGAGGCAAAUUCCAAGAUGAGAAAAGGUUCGUAGAUUCUCUUGCAGCCCGGUUGCAUGCAUUGUCAUCCAUGGAACAAAUUGCACAAUCACAGUUGCGAAUGCUGUUUUACUUGAAAUCAUGUGAGAACCAGCCUGGAGCAGCUUAUUUGAGUAUAAGAAUGUUAAUAAAACGAAAUAGGCAUGAGUUUACUGCCAUUUUUAGCUCUUCCUGUUCCAAUAAUUUGUAUAAUGAAAGUAAUUAAAGGCUUAAUGAUAAUGGAUGGAUUGACUUCAGUUGUUAUGCGAUUGAACUAAAUAGUUACAAAAACAAAAAGAUGAGAAUUGUGAGUUGCUGAAGAGUUGGGUACUGAGUGGUAUAACUGUUUUUUUUUCCUUAUUCGUGCUUGUCUGUAUGUGAUCUACUGAAGGGAUAAAUCUCCAUUGCUACUUCAUGUGGAUUAGACUCAUUAAAAGCAAUGAAGUUGCUUGUCUGAUCCUGUGUGUAUUUACCCUUUAAUGAAAGAAACUGUGAUCUUGAAAUGUUUGCUACAAUUCAGCCCUGCUAGAGCCAAUAGUAGUUUUCUGUUAACUUCAGCAGGCGUGGAUUAUACCCAUAAUCUGAGUCUUAAAAUAAUGUUUUUAUACCUUAACUAGCUCUCUUAAUUUAUGGCGUCUUAUCCUGCUGUGUCAGUUAUGGAUUGAAUUACAAAUUGCAUUGCAUUGCUGUAUUUCUAAAUCAAACACAAGUGCUACUGAUAGUGUUUGGCUAAGGUGAGCGUUCUUUUGUUGAUGAAGAGGUCCAUAAAGACAGUUGUAUUACCAUAAAAAAAAUCUGGCUGGAUUUGUUUUAGCAACCUUCUGUCAGACAGAAAGCUAUUUUUAUCAAGCGCUUAGUGAAGGACAUCCCUGUAUUUAUAUCUUUUUGGCAUGUGAAUGAAGUUUGUUUGUUUACAAAAAGAAAAUGUACCAACAAAUAAGAUACUGUGAUCUGAAUGUACACCUUUUCAUCAGGGUUGAAUGUGUUUGCCCUGGGUCUUUAACUUUGUAUGUUAUACUACAGAUGAGCAAAACAGUGGGCUGUUAGCUUACAGAAGCAUAGAAACCAAAACAUUAGUGAGAGACUUGGAUGUUAACUUAUUAUGGAAAUGAACAUAUUGGGUUAUUGUGCUGCUUAACUCAUUAACCAUCUUUAACUUUCUUUUGUACUGCUAUCAUAUGCAUGACCACUUUUCAUAUUAUUCUGCAACUGCAAACUUAAGGAAGUGUUAUGUUAAACUGUGUUUUAAAUUUUAUUCUUUAAGUUACCAGCCUCAGUCAGACAGCUUUAAUGCUGGGGUGGAGUGUAAGAAGUGUGUUCUUUGUUUUUAAAAAAGAAAAUCUACAUUGUGUCUAAUAAAGUUAAACUUUUGAGGAUUUGACAGAAUCAAUGAACACCAGGUAGAGGGAGGAUCAGCAGAAGGCUCCCUGCAUUUUGCUAUUAGAAUGACAGGCUGCACUGCAUAUAAUUGCACAGUAAUGCAGUUGCCAUGAUAGGAAACCUUGACAGUUUAUCACUACCUUGUUUUUUAUUAAAUCUAAAAUCAGUUUGUUGAAACAGAAUAAAUCUUUAUAUAUAAAUGGUAAUGGGCUUCAGUAUAACUUAAAUUCUGAUUACUAGAUUUUCAUAUACUACCUCUUAGACUUUUAACAGUGUGUGUGUGUGUGUGUGUGUGUGCAUAUGCACGCACAUGUAGGAAGUGUCUCCAGUUGGAGGAAUACAUGAAGGCUUGAUAUGUGUACGGUUUUUAACUAUCAACCCAGGAUUUGCAGUAAAGUAUUUACAUUUUUAUUGCAGAUUCUAAGAUUCCAUUGUAUGCCCUUUGUAUACAAACAUUCUCAGAUCGUGAUUGAAUCUUACAUUAAAACGUAUGAACAAAUAAGUUGUUCAUCAAAGAAUCAGGAUUCUUUUAACGUUGUGAAUCAGUACAAAGAAUGAAAAGAAUUCAGUCCCCCUCCUUGGCAGUCUGAAGACAGAUUAGCCUUUUAAGUGCACCUUAUCUGAGGACUCAGCCAGACAGCAUAAGAGAUCCAUGAUCUGAUCUUCCAGUGUUUUUAAUUUUCUUUAAUGCCAGUGGGUGAGGGUAAUUUGGAUCUGGACUUGGGACAGUAGAAGUUUCCCUGGUGCUGUUUCCUGGAUAGAAAUAAUGUGCGCAAGCAGACUUUCUCAGCCUCAGCAGGGGGAAAAGACAGGCAACCUGAGAGGGGGAGAUUUCUAUCUUGGAAAAUGUGGGGGAGGGGUAGACAAUAAGGCAAACAAAACAAACAGCAGUUGCUGCCCCACUCCCAAUAGUGGGCCCCUACAGCUGUGUUCUGAAAGAAAUUAAAAGACCGUGGGACGUCCAGUUGUGGGACUCCUGCAUUUCAUCUUACUGAGCCCUGUGAGAAUAAAAUAUGGUCAGGACAGUAUGCUUCCUUUGAAACUAUUUUAUAGUUCCAGAUGAAGUCAAGCUGAACUGUGCAAUCAUUUUUUCUUCCACAGCUAUUAUUAUUUAGGACAAUGUUGUCAUGAGCUGUCUGCAGUGUCUACUUUUAUGACUGUUAUGUAUUUUCUAAUAAUUAAAAAUCUUUAUGCAACUUGAUUUUAACAUGAACAUGUUUAAUAAGUUGAAUGUCAGUAUUUUUUCUUACCACUUCAAUGUAUGAUGUACAUUGGUACCACUGAAUGAACUCUGAUUUUACAAAAAUCAUAUUGGCACUAGCUGUAUGUUAGUCAUAUUUUUACAGACACAAUAAAAAAUGAGUAUUGCUAA